CUCAUAAAGAGGUUGACUCUGGCCCCUUAUUGGCUAAACCUUUGGUCAGAUUGUGCUGAGUCAGCAUUUACUGAAUAAACACCAGAACCCUGGAACAGAUUUCACCACACAGUGUUUAUUUGGACCAAAUCAGAACAGUUUGUUUCCUGACCCCAUGUUGACGGUGAAGCUGUUGAAGACGACGCAGACUUCUUUCUGUUUGGGAGUCAUCAUCUGACCUGGACCAGUGGCUUGCUCACAGGGAUCGGAUCAACAUUUCUUCACUGUGGGAAUUCCCGAGCUCUGUUGAGAAAUCCGCCCCCUCCCCUUCCCGUCUUGGUGCUGUUUGUUAUAUGACCCGAGGAGUUCUGGUGCUGGACCAGAGGAGAGGGCGUCUCAUCAUGGAGCUGAAUCUGGCUGCUGUUCUUCUGUUCUCACUGGCUUCUCUGUCAGCGCUAAGCUGUCAGCAGCCUAUAAACUGCAGAUGGGGGUCGUUUGGAGGCUGGUCAGAGUGUGAUGGCUGCACACGCACAAAGGUACAAACUCGUCGUGUGGACGUAUUUGCUCAGUUUGGGGGGACCCCGUGUCCUGGAGGAGCCUCUCAAACACAGUCAUGUGUACCCCAGAAGACAUGUCCUGUUGCAACAGGCUGUGGAGACAGAUUCCGCUGCACCUCUGGUCAGUGUAUCAGCCAGUCUCUGGUGUGUAACGGAGACCAGGACUGCGAGGACGGGCUGGAUGAGCGAAACUGUGGCCAAGAUGGCGGCGUGUACUCCUGCGAUCUAGACAAAGUACCUCCAAACUCUGACAUUACAGGGAAGGGAUAUGAUGUGCUAACUGGAAAGCUGAAAUCCGGUGUGAUCACCACCACGAGUUUUGGAGGACAGUGCAGGAAGGUCUUCAGCGGGGACCACCAGGUGAUGUACCGACUGCCUCAGAACAUCCUCAGGUACAACUUUGAGGUGCAAGCAGACAACGAGGAGAGUGACGAGUCCUACGAGAGCUCCUGGUCCUACAUUCAACACAUUCAGUCCAACGCACUGAUUGGACAUGACCGCCGCUCUUUCCACAAAGAGCUCACCGACAACAAGGCCAACAGACUUAUAAUCCUGAAGAAUAGAGUGGAGCUGGCCCAGUUUCAGAACUCGGCCCCACAGUAUCUGACUCUAUCUGAAGGCUUCUGGAAGGCCUUGGCCUCGCUGCCGCUCACAUAUGACCACUCAGCGUACCGCCAGGUACUGCAGACGUACGGCACACACUACCUCUCAGAGGGUACUCUCGGAGGCGAGUACCAAGGCUUGUUGGAGUUGGACCGUCAGACUCAUUCAUCAGACAGUGUAACGGACGUCGAGUACCAGAGGUGUUGGAAAAAAGUGAAGCGUUUCCUUUUUGUAAAGAAAGUCAAGGUGACCUGUGAAAGACUGAGGAAACAUCUGGAAUCCAGCUCUAGAAGCAACAAUAACAAGUUGUCCAUCAAUGUCAAAGUGUUUGGAGGAGAUCCCAGCUUCAUAGGAGCUCUUUCCGUUCUGGACCUGCAGAACCCAGAAGCUAAUGGUGAAACCUACAAUAACUGGGCCUCGUCUGUCAAAGACUUUCCUGACAUCAUAAACCAGAAGCUGAGACCUCUGCAUGAGCUGGUGAAGGAGGUCCAGUGUGCCGGUCUGAAGAAACUCCACUUGAAAAGGGCCACAGAGGAGUACCUGGCAGAGCAGCAUCCAUGCCACUGCCGGCCCUGCCAGAACAACGGGCAGCCUCUGCUGACCGGCACCGAGUGUCGCUGCGCCUGCCAACCCGGAACCUCUGGACCAGCCUGUGAGAGGGGGGCUGUGAUUGGAGAACAGCCAGGGGUGAUUCAUGGCAGCUGGAGCUGCUGGUCCUCCUGGGGAGCCUGCUCCGGAGGUCAAAGGUCAAGAACCCGAAGCUGUAACAACCCUUCCCCCAGAGGAGGCCAUGAUUGCACUGGACCUCAGACAGAACAGAAGGCUUGUGAGGACGCAGAUAUCCAAUACUUAAAGAUGAUGGAGCCUCAGUGUUUCGGUCUUUCUGUAACUCCACCGAAAACCUGCGGACUUCCUCCAAACCUGAAGAAUGGCUUCAUUGAGAAUCCUAAAGAGUUUUACACUGUUGGAAGCACAUUGCAGUACUCCUGCAUAGAUGGGUUUUACCUCGUUGGAAAUGCUGUGGCCACAUGUGCUGAGAAAUGGAACACAGAAGAGAUGUUUUGUAAAAGUUCCACAUGUGGAAAUCCUCCAAUCAAUGAUUUAGUUUUGGCCAUGCCCAUCACAGAGGCCUAUCAGAUCGGAGACAAAGUGUCCCUGUCCUGUCCUGCUGGGUUUGUGCUGGACAGCGAGGAGUCAGAGGUGAUGUGUGGCUCCAGCCUGCAGUGGUCUCCUUCGCCUGAUCGGAUUUAUUGUAAACCAGUUGCACCAGCGCCCCCUCCUGUCACUGCUCUGAAAUGUAAACUUUGGGAAAAACCUGGAAAACACGGCUGUGUGUGUAAAAUGCCAGUUCAGUGUUCGCCUUCUCUGCAGCUGUGCUCCAGAGUUGGAUCUAGCCACAGAUUGUUGGGAGUUUGUCGGCUUGGAGCUCUGAGAUGUUUAGGAGGAACGUUCAUGUUGACCAGAGACGCUGACUGUGAUUGGCCGGAGGAGACUUUUGGAUCCUGCAGGGACUGUAAACCAGGGACAACCUGUCAGGAAUCACUGAGGAAAUGUACCUGUCAGAGUCCGUCAGAGUGUCCUGAAGACUCCGCCCCUUUGUGCGUCAGCUCUGAUGGAGAGGAGGUGACCAUGACUGAAUGUGAGGUCGGGGCUCGGCGCUGUGCGGGUCAGAACCUCAGUGUGAUCGGGAUAGAUGCUUGUCCACAGUGAAAAUAUAUGAAAAUGAAUUUUGUGUGUUUGAUUUGUUUUAUUUUGUGAAUAAAUUUGGUUCUAGCAGCUGAUCUGUAAAUAGAAAAAUAUAUUUGAGCUCUGUGUUUUCUACUUAUGUCCUGAUGAACGCUAACACCUCAGGUUGACAACUUUUGCUUUCUAAAGAUAAUAAAAUGUCCUUCAGAAGAUUUUUACCUGCCUGAUUUAUCAGUUUGAUUAUAAUUCAUUAUAUAUGGAUGAGUUCAUGUUGUGAUCGUGUAAGAUGAAUAAAGUUACGUUGAAAUGACCUGAAAAA
This is a messenger RNA of Nothobranchius furzeri (turquoise killifish), 3144 nucleotides long. RefSeq names its product complement component 7b (gene c7b). Gene Ontology annotation, molecular function: protein binding. Gene Ontology annotation, cellular component: membrane attack complex. NCBI's taxonomy places the organism in Eukaryota, Metazoa, Chordata, Actinopteri, Cyprinodontiformes, Nothobranchiidae. The record is from RefSeq and is a predicted model, not a curated record. Gene Ontology annotation, biological process: complement activation.